Messenger RNA from Dermacentor albipictus, 8207 nucleotides. Its product is annotated as kin of IRRE-like protein 2. NCBI's taxonomy places the organism in Eukaryota, Metazoa, Arthropoda, Arachnida, Ixodida, Ixodidae. The record is from RefSeq and is a predicted model, not a curated record. Gene Ontology annotation, biological process: cell-cell adhesion. Gene Ontology annotation, molecular function: cell adhesion molecule binding. Gene Ontology annotation, cellular component: plasma membrane; cell-cell junction.
CGCUCUUCGCGCCUGUUGACGGCGCCGAGGCGGCGGAACGAGAGCGAGGAGAAAAGGCGGGCGAUCUCUUCCCUCCGAGCCGCCACCAGCCAGGCCGCGUGGCCCGCUGCGCCGCCCGACUCCCGAGCGCGCCAGCGAAAAAACCAGUCCAUCGCCGGCAACGGUCGCCGCAGCUUCGCUCCUUGCGCCGCCGUUCGCCAGUUCACCGCUCCUGGUGGGGGAGCCGCGUGUGCGCGCGUUUUGAAUCCUGUCGUGCAUGCUGCGACGCCUUGACCCGUGCGCUCGACCGAAGACGCUCGCUCACAACUUCGACGCCUGCGUGCUGCAUCGCGGUCGUCGGCUGAAGACGGCGUCUCCGGGAGUCAGGAGGCGUGACUUGUCGCGCGCUUGUGCGUCCACGCGCUGCGCCCACCUCCACCCGUAUCGCGACGGGUCACUCGCUGCGUGAAUGACCACGUCCGAGGUCUGACCGACCGAAGUGGCGGUGAUGGUAGCGCGUUACUGUUACUCGUAGAAAGUUUGCCUUUCGCCGCGGAUUGUAUCUGUGGAGUGUUGUGUUGCUUUCGAGAACAAGAAAAACUCGAAUGGAGUGAUAGCUAACGUUUUGCUUAACGUCGACUUGCGGUGCAAAGAAACAAGCCACUGUUAGUGCGCUGCCAUUGUCCGCCGGCCCCUGCACGUCUGCUGCCUGUGAUUUCACUUGACGGGUUCGAUCACCGAGUGGCCGCGAAGUUCGCGGUGUUUUGUUCGAAAGUGGCGGAAGGAGAGACGACGAAGUUAUCAUCUGCGGAAACCUGCGCGGGGAAAUAAGUGCUCUUGGCUGGCUUGUGUGCUUUUUUUUUUCUCCACAUCUUAUUGUUUGUGUCCCCUUUGUCUUUGGUUGUGCGUUUCACCCGGAGGCCGCCAAACAUGAGUGUUGUUCAACCCCAGCGUGCUGCGGGCCUGUGGAUACCGUUCGCCCUCGUCGCCGCCAGCACCGUCAUAGGUCUGGUAUCCGGCGUGCAAGAGUUCGAGAAAACACCAUCGGACUCGGAGGUAAACCCUGGAACCGAAGUACGGUUGCAGUGCCAGGUGCGAAAUCGACGAGGCGAGUGUGUGUGGCUUAAGAAUGGCUACGCUGUGGGCAAGAUCCCGGACAAGUACGACUUCGAGCGAGAGCCGCAGGACGGCGACUGCUCGGUGCUCAUCCGCAAAGUCAACUUGGACGAGGACGACGGCUCCUGGCAGUGCCAGGUCACCAGGGCCUCCCUGCAGGACGCGCCCCUCAACUCUAAUGUCGCGAAGCUCGUUGUAAGAGAGAAGCCGCACCCUCCGCGGCUAGAGGAAGGCACCCAGCCGCUGACCGGGCAGUUCAAGACCAAGGCGGGCGACCUGCGGAGGUUCCAGUGCGUGUCGCGCAAGGGGAACCCGCCAGCGUCGCUCCGCUGGCAGCUGGACGGCCAGGAUGUGACCACCCUCGCCAACCAGACCAACCAGACGGAUGUGGAGAAGCGUGGCACGUGGCAGGCCCUGUCCGUGCUGGACUACACCUUCGUAAAGGAACACAACGGCCGGGAGCUGCGCUGCGUCGCCUACCACGGCGCCUACGAGGACCCGUCCGGUGGGCCGGGACACCGGGACGCCAGCGUCAUCCUUGACGUCAUGUACCCUCCCGAGAUCAAGUACGAGGGCCAUCCUCGCGAAGAGGUCGAAGAGGGCGGCUCGCUGACGCUUAAUUGCGUGGCGGACGCCAACCCGCCGGCGAACAUCCUGUGGCGCAAGUCAGGCCAGUCGAGCAUCUACGACAUCAGCCACAGCAUUCAUUUCAGCUCCAUUCAGCGCACAGACUCCGGCGUCUACAGCUGCUCGGCCAAGAACGACUUUGGAGAGAGCGCCGAGAUACAGGUCACCGUCAAUGUCAAGUACAGGCCGAAGAUCAUCCAAGUGGACCCUUCGUCGCCGGCCACUUUCAACGUGGACGACGUCAUGACGUUGCACUGUGUUGCGGAAGGAAACCCCGUGCCCAAGAUUACAUGGCUGCAGCAGAACGGCCGAGAUCCCAACGUGUGGAACAUCCGUGGCCGCAACGCAACGCUAACGUUGGCCAACGCCAGCUACAGCCACCAGGGAAUCUACCGCUGCGAAGCGAGCAACGUGGUCAAGAACCAGCCGUAUCGCGUCCAGUCGCAGGAAGUGCGCAUCGAUAUUCGAGGCCCUCCGCAGAUAAUGGCGGAAAGCAUGAAGACCCGUCCCGUGGUGGUUGCCAGCAAGGAGGAAGACGUGGCGAUCACGGUGGUGUUCUGCGCCGACCCCAAGCCCGUGGAGACCUUCUGGGGCUGGGGCUCCUACAAGCUAAAGACGGGCAGCGCCCUCGGACGCUUCGUGGCAGAGCCCCUCCUAUCGGACGAAGAGCAGGAGGACUGUUACGAGUCUCGUCUGCUCAUUCAGAAGGUCGAGAGCGACGACUCCCGAAAGUUCACGCUGUUUGUGGACAACGGGAAGGGCAAGGCUUCAUACUCGGUGGCCUUAGAAGUCAAGGAACCACUGGCAAUGACACUGGUCAUUGCUAUUGCCGUAGGAGGCGUCGUCUUCCUGAUUGUCUUCCUAACCCUGUUUGUGUACCUCGUGAGGUCAGAGAAGAUGUGCUUCAGACGUCGGCAUAAGUUUUCGCCAGACGGAGAAAGUGAUGUGGGCAGCACAAACUCGCAAGGCACGCCUCUGUCCAAGAAACAGCCAGGAGGAGGAGGAGGUCACGUGGCCAUCCCACCCGACGCACUCUACACACCUACAUCCAAGAACAACGGCUCUUCCAAGGACUCAACCCAGUACGAAAACGUCAAGAAUGGAUCGCAGAACGGCCGACCCGAGCCCCCUCCGCGAGCAUCCGACGGAAGCAUCGUGUAUGCCAGCCUUGACCUUCCAGCGGCGGCCACCCAGAAUGGCAGCAGGCCAGCGCCGGAGCGCACAGAGUAUGCCGAGCUGCAGUUCCAAGCCAACGGCGCACAGCAGCUCUCAUCGGAGCACGUGUCACUCUAAAUCACCACUGGACGCAAGGUCCACCUGGUGCAGGACGUGCCCAAAGACUAACCGACAGAGCGACGUGCGACUGCUUCAGGGAGGGUGCCGCGCGUGCUAGACUCACUGACCAUGAAAUGUAACGACGUCAGUUUGCCAUGUUUUGUUACUUAGUUAAAGAAAGGAUGCUGGUGUCUCUUUGCGAAGUACUGUUGUCCCAGCCGUUGCUUGUGUUGCACAUGCCGCUAUGAUAGUCGGAGUUCUCUGUGCAGUGCCUAGCGCAGACCAAAUAGUUUUCCGUGUGGUCUUCUGUGCUGUCGCUUGGAACAUAACAUAGAAAAGCGUUGCCGCGACCAGCCACAUAUAAAAAUGGGCAACACCUAUUUCUUAGCUGAGUUUAUUAAGGUUAAUGAAACGCUUCCGAACCAACUCUGAAAUGCAAACAGAGGGCUCGAGACUUCACAAGCAAACCAAAAUGAGGGCACAAUUGCCGCAGUGACUCUAUACGCCCGGCACUUCCCGUAACCGGACUAUUCGUUGGUUGUGCCGCUGUGGGUGACGUACGUCGCGCCACAUAAAGCUAUAUUGGUUCUAGUAAGUGGAACAAGAUUAUGGUAUGUUUCUCUCAUUGCUUGCGUGCUCGGCUAGUCGCAAGUUGAAAAUCAGUCCUAGUUUCCUUUCGAUGCGGGCAAUAGCGUUGCUCUCAACAAGGCUGCUGCAAGCUAUGUUCUGCUUUGCGGAAUCGUUGUAUUUUCCUUGUGAUUGCGCAAGCUUCGCGCGAACGCUUUCGACUUCGCUGGCCUAUAUUUAUGUAAAAUAGAAGCUAGGUGCUUAAGGCGACGCAAAAAAAAAUUAUUUAGAGACAAUUUCAUGCUUUCGAAUUGCCGUUAGGUUAACCUACUUUGGCAUCUCAGCAGGUUAGUCUCUUCUUACGGGAAUAGGUGAAGUGAUUCAUUCUGCAUGGUGCUUGGUAGUUCUAGCACCUUCUAUAUCUGGGGUCAGUGUCAGAAUAUUUCAGGCCAUGAAUUUGCCUCUGAUCGCACUUACUGCAGAAUGAGGUGCGAUUGUCAGGCGGAACCUCUCAUAUCCACACGUUGCCCUUGCUGAACAGAGAGCACGACUUAUCGAUUGCGGUCCUUUGAUGGCGUCAAUCCUGUCUCACGCGUUGCACGCAUCCCGUCUGCGCUGUACAAGUUCAGCAACGUUGCGCAAGCCAUGUCGUCUAGCGAGUGGCUCGCAGACGGUGGCACCGAGUUACGGAUGAAGCUUGCACUGCCCAGCUCACUCCUGUGUAACCGGAGACGAGAUUCCGUCCCCGUUUGCGACGUGUCUGAGUUCAGAGCCAUAUUUUGUAUGCCUAUACUGUUGUGUCGUGUGGAAAUGCGCGUCUGUUUUGCCUAUGAGUGUGUGUUUGUAUGUGUGUUUGUGGGCUACGUUAAAAGCCACAGGGCAGCUUUACGUAAGCCGCCUGUAUUUGUAUUGAGGAGAUGUAGCGAGGCAAGACCUUAAUCAACAAUGUAAAUGUAAAUAGCAACAGUCGUUUCUUUACUUCUUUUGGUGCACAAGCCUAAGUGCCGUACGGCCACAUGUCGCGUACUUUAAUAUAAGAAAAUGCAUGAUAUAGGAAACAAAUAUAUCUGUAAGGACUUGUAUUGCGAGCGUACUUAAAGAGCACAUUUGUGUGUGAGUAUUCUAUGACUGAAUUUUUGUGAAAGAGUAUUACUGAUGCAGGGGUGCAAAUUCUCGUUAGCCUCUUUAGAGUCUCACGUCGUCGAAAUGAACUUGUUCUUUUUUUGGGGGGGGGGGGAAUACAGUAGUACGUACGAUUAAGCUUAGUCCUUUCAGCCUAAACUCACUCGCCACGCAACCAGCAUAUCCAAUUCUCUGGAAUGUUCAAAUGAGCUCUUAUUUGAUAUCGUGGGAUCAUAUGACACUACUGUAUAUGCGAGUGCUAACAAAUGUCAUCGCGUACCAGAAGCUCUUCUAAAGGAGGUGCCAACUUCGGAGUCACGGCGUGGUGAAAAGUAUUCAUGGUUCAGUAUCUGAAUAUGUCUGAAAAAUUAUUUUUCAAUUGCAAAGCACUAUGCAACACAUAAAAACUUACACGAGUAAAAACAGACCUACAGUAAACCAGUUUUAGAGUAAUAGCAUCAGUACAGGUAUCGGCUUUGUUAUGAGCGUUUUCAUCCUAUAAGUUUUUGAAGUCGAUGUACUAUAGGAAAUUCGUAGCAAGUCCGGUGUAAAGACUAAUAGGCACAUGAGCUUUGCCGCUAUCGCUUGCUGUACCCCGUCCGCAGCGCGCAGCAAUACAUACAGGGUCCUAGGUUCAAACGCCAAUAUUUACUCACGGAACUCGAGUACCGUGCACCCGGCCAGACAACUGCCCUUCAGGUGCGAAGGCUUCGUCUUUUACGCAUCCCCACGACUGGGGUGUGCAUGCACCAACAAGGUAGUAAGCGUGCGAGGGCUCCAUGGGCGGUGCCCUACAUCCUGUAAUACGUAAGUUUAAAAAAAAGCCGCACUGAAAUAGUGGGCGGCAUCACAGUGACGAAAUUUUGAUGAGACCCGUGAACAACUGCCUUGUUUUUUUUUUCGGUUAUUAUCACGUGGCGCAAUUAGUCCAGAAGAACUCCAACCACCUGGCGGGGUGACCUUCACAGAGCUCUUUACCUUGGCAGGUCGGCCAAGAAAAACGUAAAACGUCAUCGCACAUGCUGCACCGAGCAGUCUAGUACGGAUAUCAAGCUUCGUAGUUUGCACUAAGCAGAGUCCGGUGCUGUUGUACUUCGAACAGUGCAGUCUAAAUCACAUGCACUGUGGUCGAGAUCACGAAAACGGCGAAAAAAGGGAUUUUGUUAUAACAAGGGUUUCGUUUACAUCGUAUCGUCAAGUUUUAAACUCAUUAGCUGUUCUUUAGGCGCAUCAGUGCGUAGUAGCCAUGGCGAAUUGAUUACACAUUAUAGUUAGAAAAGUUCUUUACCAUAGGCAUUAUUAGACAAGAGGGCCGUAAAAUGCCCGGAAGUCUGCGCUGUCUACACAAGGCCAGACAAUGUCAUUUGCUAUGUAAGGGUACUUGUCGUAUGUGGAACUUUGCCAACGACUUACAAAUUCUUACCACCUUAGCAUGUCAUGGUGUGAAAGAGAUGAAAAAUUGAAAUGUUUUCCUUCAUGUUCAUUUAAUUUAAGGCAAUGCAACGAUUGUGCAUUCAGUUUGGUAAUGGUGAAUAAAUAUUGUACUUGCAUGAAAGCAUAAAGUGCGCAAUAGCAUGUUAAAAAUAACACAAUAAUUUGAACAGCAAUUUAUCCUCCUCUACUAUAAACAUAUUUCCAGCUCUCAUUGUACAUACAGUGUAGUGAACUGUGUAUAUCGUCAACCAGUGGAGAUGUUUCGCGCACAGGCUUUUACAACACAAAACAGCUUAUUAAUUUUUUUAGAUCAUUCGUGAGUGUACUGCUAUUUGUGAUGUCCAAUAAUGUGUGUGUGUGCAUGUGCGCGUGACUGAUAAGAUGGAAGAAUAAUAGAUUAUAAAACAAGCUUUUGUAGUCAUUGGGGCACCAAAUGCCGAGCCCUUUGUUUGUCUUGAUAUUAUCCUCUGUCUUUCUUCUGUCAGAAGUGAAGUUUUGGUUUGCACAGUAUUUGCAGCCACAUCUAUACUCUGGGGAUGAAUGCCAAAAGCUGCGCUCUUGUCUCUACAAAUGAUGUUGUGAAUAUAUACUGACGCUUUUACGCUGCCUUAAUGUUCUGAGGUGAGGGAAGAAAAGUAACUUGUGCUCAUAAUUUUCUGUCAUGAACCGGUCCCAUAGUUUAUGUGAGAAAUGUCCUCAAUUUGCGUAAGAAAUGCUGUUAUUUCUCGCCUUGGUUUUUGAUAGGUCGGUAAGUUUGUCCUAAUGAAAAUCGAGACAUUAUAUUCAGGUCUUGUUCGUUAGAGAGGAAGUACACUCAGCUUUUUCUUCAUUGUUAUUCUGCUUCUGAUGGUGCUCCCUUAGACCUACGUGAUAAACGUUUGCCGAAAACGCUUGCUUGUAGCACUUUUAAUACAGAUUCAGUCACCAGAUAUGGAAGCUUCUAUUGACCGCUUAUCUUUCGAGAAGUAAGACAAUAUCUGCGUUAGUGGCAUUAACAUGAAAUUGUUGCUCUUCUGGCCAUUUUCCUUUUGAACAGCGUGACACUCAAUACACAUUGUUUGUGCCACCAAAUACGAGCUCUUUGCGAUUCAAUAUUAGAAAACCUGGUUUUCUUAGAUUGCAUUCAACAAAUUUAACAUUCUAAGCUACGUAAUGUUAUCAAAUGUUUAAUAUGCUCCUUUAUAUUCCUCUCACUGACCGACCAUCAGGUAUCUUCAUAGCAGCCUCCAGCAUUUCCUGCUGGUCAAGAAGCAAAGCACAGUACUCUACAGAUACACCAGUGCAGCAGCGCUGCGAAAAGCUAUCUCUAGCAACUGCUCAAGGAGAAUAAGGAAACAAAGUACAACGUUCAUCAUUCCAUAAAAGUAAAUUGUCUCCGUCUUUUUAACUGAGCUGCUUAACUUGCAACUAGCACUUAGUCAAUUUUGCUAGUUGACACAGACUCUCUAAUCUUGCAGCCUUCCGUACUCUUGCACAUCACCCGCGGCAACCCUAAAUACUGCUUCAUCAUGCACGCAACGCUACUGCAAUCAUAUAUAAGAACCAUCAUUCAUGUGAGGACUCCAACGCCGCAAGGUUAUCGAUAUGUGUCAUUUUUUCUAUGUUAUUAUAUAUCCAGCAUUCGUGCAACUUCACGCGUCUCGUGCGAUUGAACUUGCGUUUCUGAAUAUAUGGCGUCAUUAAUAAAAAAAAAACGAAACACCCUUAGCACGGUGAACCUGCUAUGCUGUGUUUUUAGGAGUGUGACAGCAAAAGGACGAAAAAUGAUCAUUCUAUUGUAUUUCCUCCAUUAUAACACCUUGCGCAGACUAUUCCAGACGACGUUUGCCUUAAGUAUGUAUCGAUCGUGUGUAAAAUUGUUUUGUAUAUCAUGCAUGUGCCACUGUAUCGCUUUUCUGUUUGCUUUGAGAACGACCCGCUCGCGGGUCAGUACGUCGAUAAAGUCUCUACACAUCAGCGUUUAUAGCCGUCGCUAGAGCGUAACUGAGAAAAAAAAGUUAUUUGUAUAGCUACAAGAAUUGCUCUUCAUGAAGCGUUCGAGAUCUCUCGGCUGUAAGUUGUGGUAAUAAAGUAUAUUUUUUCUUGUA